AAAACUAUAGAUGCACAGAAACAAACAUAAAUCGUAAAUUUUUAAAUCAAUGACAGAUCUGAUACUAGAUUUUUUAGUAGAAUUUCUGUCUUAUUUUUGUUAAUAUUUAGAGUCUGAAGGCAAUUGGGUAUCAAACGGUGAUGCAGAGACUGGUCCUUGUCAAACAGGUUAUGGUGUGACGCAUCCAACAGAUUGGUCUUAUAGUGAAGCGAUUACACAAAUGUAUUAUGGGAAUAUCGCAGGAGAUGAAAUGCUUACAGAUCCAGGACCCAGUAAUCGUGGAAAUUGUCAUUUCUAUGGUGCAUGGUCGGCUAUAACUACAAUGUGGCAAACAGGUAAUAUAACAAUCUCAAUCAAUCCUCUUCUUAUUGACAAUCAAAAAGUUUGGUUUAAUUUCUCUGCAUGGAUUGGUGGUUAUUCAGACCAGGAUGAUAAUGCUCAAGUAUCGUUGACAUUCUUAAAUCAAAGCAAUCAGAAUGUGGGCAAUAGUACCAUUCUUGGGCCGGUAUUAGCUAUAGAUCGUGGUAAUAUAACAUCAUUACUCUUCCGACAGGCUAUUGGGCCUGUGCCAAUUAGUAAUCGAGCGUUCACAGUAGAAGUAACUAUGACACGUUCAGACGGUAGUUCCAAUGAUGGUGAUAUCGAUAACAUUGCACUUUACUUAUAUCAAUGA
This is a messenger RNA of Adineta steineri, 673 nucleotides long. The record is from the annotation of a GenBank genome assembly. NCBI's taxonomy places the organism in Eukaryota, Metazoa, Rotifera, Eurotatoria, Adinetida, Adinetidae.